AUUGGUCGUUGGCGGCAAAAAUAAAUAGUGCGAGGUCUGUUGAAUAAUCUGCUACAAGUUUAGUGCCAUUUUUUGGCCAAAAAGAAACUAAAGAAUGGACGAUCCACCAUUUAAAUUGGAAACAGUGAACAAGCUAUUGCAGCAGUUUUUUCGCGACAAACAGAAGACAAAAUGUAAUGGAGAUGCCCUAAAGCUAAUGGCAGAAUUGUUAAGGAUCUUUGUUGCAGAGGGAGCAGCCAGGGCUGGAAAACAAGCAAAGGUUGAAUCCUCACCAACAGUUGAAACAGAACAUUUGGAAAAGAUUCUGCCCCAGCUGCUUCUCGACUUCUAAUUUUCAACGACAACUGCUUCCUCAAAGUGAAACACAGAACAUGGCUGUUUGCACCAUAUUUACAAUAUGUCUAUAUUUAAAAAGCCUAGGAGUGACUGAAUUAAUAAUGGUGACAUUUUCUUAAAGGACUCAAACACUAUAAUUUUCUCAGCAGAGAUUUAAUCAAGUAGGUAUACAGUAUAUGUAUAUAAAUAUAAUAAGCUCAGUUAUGCAUGCAUUCUGAUUGGUUCUCCCUUAUGAUCUA
This is a messenger RNA of Pocillopora verrucosa, 575 nucleotides long. Its product is annotated as centromere protein X. The record is from RefSeq and is a predicted model, not a curated record. Gene Ontology annotation, molecular function: protein heterodimerization activity. Gene Ontology annotation, biological process: kinetochore assembly; DNA repair; resolution of meiotic recombination intermediates. Gene Ontology annotation, cellular component: Fanconi anaemia nuclear complex; FANCM-MHF complex. Lineage: Eukaryota; Metazoa; Cnidaria; Anthozoa; Scleractinia; Pocilloporidae.